Penaeus indicus is the source of this 2957-nucleotide messenger RNA. Its product is annotated as major facilitator superfamily domain-containing protein 6-like. The transcript has 10 exons. The record is from RefSeq and is a predicted model, not a curated record. Bases 656 to 2788 code for a protein of 710 amino acids. Gene Ontology annotation, cellular component: membrane. NCBI's taxonomy places the organism in Eukaryota, Metazoa, Arthropoda, Malacostraca, Decapoda, Penaeidae.
GGGCCAGGCCAGUCUUGAUGGCAGGGUUGCGCGAGUUAGGUUAGCGAGGUCCCGCCGCCAGCACACGCCCUCAUCGUCACCUCCCGCACUCAUACACACACACACACACACAGAACACACCUACAUGCCCCGCCGUCUCGCUGCCAUCGCUCCCUCGAAGUCGUCCCUCGUAGUCGUCGUCCACCUUGUCAAACGCCGGUCGUUGUGUGUCGUCGUCGUCGUCCUCGUUUCGUCGUUAAAUUAUGUGAUUCGUUAACUUAUAUAUUUUUGUAGUCAGUUUAGAGUUAUUUAGUUUUUUUAAGUACCCGAGAAGAGAGAACGCAAAGAAAACAUAGACAAAAGAACCGAAGACAAUAAACAACAACAAAUAAUCGACAAGACAAAAAAAAGACAUGUCCAACUCGUGCGGUAGUGCGUAGCAUACACUUUGUUUUCUAAGGAGACUUAUAGAUCAAAAGCAAGAGAAAAAAACAACAACAAGAAAACGAAAAUUAACGAAAGGAAAAAGACAAAAAAUCACCCACCCCUCCCCCACCCCCACCCCCCACGGAGCAUUCCAAGUGCCAUCUCAGAGGGAAAGAACUCUCUCCCUUCCUUUUUUCCCCCUCCGUCAUUUUCUUUCUACUUCGCGUGAGUCUCCUCCUCAACCGCCAAGAUGUGGGAGAAAUUAGUGAGAGAUAUGAAGAUUAAUCUCUUCUCGGCAGAUCUUAUGCCUCUCAAAUUCCUCUUCUUCAUGCUGUUUGCAGCCAACACGACGCUGUACCCGUACCUGGCUGUCCACCUGCAGUCCCUGGGCUUCGGCGCGGACAAGGCGGCCGUGGUGUUCGCCAUCAUCCCGCUCGUGUCCAUCAUGGGGCCUCCCGUCGCAGGCGCUGUGGCGGACAAGAUCGGCAACUUCAAGCUGUUCUUCUCCGUGAUGGUGGCAGUGUCGGGCCUGCUGUCACUGUUCCUGCUGGUGAUCCCCGCAGUGCCAGUGCCUCCGGGCCUCUCGCUCACUCUCCUCACCGACCAUCUCGAGCCUGAGUACCAAGACGUCAACAAACUCGCCGAGGUGUUGCCCAAAGAGGAGUCGGGCAAGACGGUCGACGCGGAGUACCUGCAGUUCAUCGUCAUCACCAACCAGUCCGGCUGCGACAUCUAUGACGAGUAUCAGACGACUAUGGAUGGUAUUAACAAGAUCAACAUCGGGUCCGCGGAGCCCAAGGCCACCGCUAACCUGACCCUCAUCCAGAAGACGAGCAACUUCUCCCUGAUGGCCGUCACCACCCACCACCCUCUGUACUGCCCGACGGGCGUGCCCCUCCGCCCGCUCUCCAAGGGGGCCGAGGCGCUGCUGCCGGAGAUCCUGAUGGACUACAACACCUCGGCGCUCGACAUGAAGAACGGCAACCUGUCGACGGACGAGGACGCUUGGUGGCGGAGCGGUUGCGACGUCAAGGUGCCCGGCCUGUGCGAGCCGCAUCAUGCUGACAUCAUCGGCGCCGAGGCCCUCUCCUUCUGGACGUACCUCUUCGCCAGGACCUUCCUCAACGGCGCCGUCAACGCCGCCUUCACGCUCUUCGAGGGCGCCACGCUGUCGCUACUUAAGAGGCACGAGGGAGACUACGGUCUGCAGAGGCUGUGGGGCUACAUGGGAAGCAUGGUAUUCACGCCUUUCUCUGGCUGGCUCAUCGAUACCAUGAGUUACGGAAGCAGCACCCCGGAUUUCAGACCCGCUUUCUACCUGUUCGUGGGUCUGCAAGGUCUGGCCGGCCUCGUUGCCCUCUCGGUAGACCUCAAGUUCAAGCCUCCGAGCGACCAAGUCAUCAAGAACAUCUGGAGGUUCUUGCAUAAUGUGGAAGUCAUCAUGCUGUUCGUCGCGAUGGGACUGUCUGGUGCGUUCUUCGGUUUCCUGGAAGCUUUCCUCUUCUGGUUCCUGGGGGAUCUGGGCGCCUCUCGCUCCCUGAUGGGUCUCACCGUGACCGUGGGCGCCGCCGCUGCCAUCCCGCUGCUGAUCGUCAUGACGCCCAUCGUCAGGAAGUUCGGGCACAUCUGCGUCAUCGCUAUGGGUUUCCUGGGCUACGCUAUUCGGUUUGCAGGUUACGCCUCCAUCUACAACCCCGUCAGCGCCCUCUACUUCGAAGCUCUGGAGGGCGUGACGAUGGGCCUCAUGCUGUCGGCGGGAAUGACCUACGCCUCUGAGCUGUCCACCACCAAGACGGUCGUGUCCCUCCAGGCGCUCUCGGGCACGCUGCACUACGGCGUCGGAAAGGGCGCGGGCAGUCUCGUCGGGGGCUACAUGUACCAUCACCUCGGAGCUCGCAAGACCUUCCGCCUGAUGACCGUCGCUAGCUUGCUGAGCGCCAUUAUCUUCUUCAUCUUCCACAUCUUCAUCAACCACCGCAACAAACUCCGCAAGCUGAACAACGAGGACGUGAUGCUGAUCGACGACGAGGAGAUGGAGAUUAUUAAGCUCAAGGAAACGGACAAGAGCGUGCGCAAGGUGAAGCGCAGAGAAAACGGGAAGACGAAGAAGGGGCUGUCAGAAAACGGCAUCUACGAGUACAAGUUAAGGGUGCCUAAGCUGGACGCCGAGACCCAGACUGACGACGUGGUGAUCCUUGAACCCGCUCCUGCCGAGAUUGUAGUUGAGCCUGUGACGCCCGUGGAACCCAUUGCACCUGCCGAGCUUGCAACCCCCGAGCCAUCCUUCGACGAACCGAUCGCCGACGAACCGUCUUACGUCGAACCAGCUUCAGAGGAACCGGAGCCUGUCAAGCCCUACCUUGGUGACGAGGAGGAAUGCUAAUUUGUUUUUGUUUAUUUUUGUUUUUUUCCGAGACUACUGCAGCUCAUUCACUCUGAUCUAAUCAGAUAUGUUUACCUAACUAAUUGCUUUUUAUGAUGGUUGCACUAUAUAAAUCCAUAGAAAUUAACUUCUCUGUCGUUAGACAGUUUAAUAAAUUUGUAUAGCUUAA